UUGAAAAUCACAAUAUUUAGCUGUCAUUUAACUUGGAGAGGUUAUAAGAUAAAUACAAGGAGACUCACUAUGAAAAGACGGCAUUCGCUCCUCGGACAUUUUAAACAGGCCAAACGAAGUUAAUGAUAAUAGAAGGAAAUUUUCGAGGGUGCUUGAAAUUAAAUAUGGACGUUAGACUUUCAUACUUAGCAAUUACAAAUGAAAACUCGUGUUUGUUUGCUUAGAUUACUUGAGAUUUUGACACCCUUUCUAAAAACGAUUGCGGGCCACAUAUCUAGAGCUUGCAAUAAGCGGUGUUAACCGUUUUUUUCAUCAGAUUUUCACUUCAUUGAAAUGGUUCCCGAUGCAGGUUACGGGAAUGAGUUCUGUUACAUGCCCGUCGACAAAGCGAUGGCGUGAAGAUGCCAGGCGGUCGUUUAGCUGCGGAAAUUUAUUUGUGAUUAGCGUUCAUAAAGAAACACAAGAACGAAAAGGAAAUUACAGCAAGAAUAUAGUUCGUGGAUUGAGAAAGCAUAGCAGUAGACAGAGCCGCGAACUGAUCUUCAACACUGACUCUUGUUUGAAGAUAAAAGAAAGAAAGAAAACAUUAAAGUGAUCAUUUUUGGAAGGACGCAAGGAUUUUAGUAUGGAUCUUUCAACAAGCAAUGGCGGUUGUAGCAAACCCGCCGUGUCAUUCAGCGUGGACAGCAUCCUCCGAAAAAGGGGGGUAGAGGAAGAAGAUACUGAGGUGUCCACCAUCACAAGUAAUCCCGAGGGAAAUACACGAUUUCACUCCUCUCCGAGUCCUCGCGAUGAUGACCAGAGCGACACGUCAGUUUCCCCCUGCCCUACCCCCGAGGACUGUGGUCAGGAGAAGCGAUAUUUGGAGGGCACGGACGGAUCCUCCCUGAACACCUCCUCAGACAAGGGGGACGAAGGCUCGGACGAAUCUUUCUCCUCCAAACCUCGGAAAAUCCGGAGAAGUCGGACUACUUUCACCACCUACCAGCUACACCAACUCGAACGCGCCUUCGAGAAGACGCAGUACCCGGAUGUCUUCACGCGAGAGGAGCUUGCCAUGAGACUGGAUCUCAGCGAGGCUCGAGUUCAGGUUUGGUUUCAAAAUAGAAGAGCCAAGUGGAGAAAAAGAGAGAAGGCCAUGGGAAGGGAAAGUCCGAAUUUCCUUCAGUCAGACUCCGCCUCCGGACUUGGGGAUGUUGCUCCACACAUUCCACACGCAGUUAAUUUCCCCAGUACACCGGAACACCUCUGGUCUCUUCGUGUCUCGCAUCUUACAGGAAUGAAUCCAAUGUUAGCACUUUACCAACAAAAUGUCGGAAACCUUGCCUCUCAUCAACUUCAUGGAAAAUUUCCCUUUGGUGGCCUCUUUCCAAGCUAUCCAGUAAGCUCAAAUGCUUUCGGGUUCCCCGGUCUCUUUUUUGGCGGAAAUGGACCUUCUUCUUCCGGACUCACUACUUCCGGUCCUGGUCGCUUACCACUGAAUCAAGAAUCUCUAGAUUUAAGAAUCUCCAGUAUUGACAAUUUAAGAAUUAAAGCCAAAGAACAUUGUGCAGGUUCUUCAGAAAAACAUCCAUUUUUGUCGUAAUAUUUAAACUAUGUGAGUACUAUCAGUAUGAUUUUGCGGGUUACACGAAGCGGGACUUUGCUAAACAGGGUGCUAGGUGAAGAGUCGUUACUGGUAUUGUCAUGUACUUUUAUGAUAAAACGUUGUUUGUUUGUUUAUUUUUAUGAUUAAGUGGUUCUUCUUUCCCAGACACAAAUAAUCUGUAUGGAGAAUAUACCUUUGAUACAACCUGCAUUCGUGUCGAAAUUUUAAACAUUGACAUACAUUUUAAUAUUAUCAUUUUGUUUUGUAUACAUAUCUUAGUGUUAAAUGUCAUUUUCCUGUAUAUAGACAUCGUUUUUCAGUCGGUACUUAGUACUGGGAGAAACAUUUUCAGUGCUUAUUUAUUGCUUUAAAAUUGUGUUGUUAAUUGUUGACAAUGGAUUGUUGUAGUGUUUUUGUGAAAAUGAAAUAAAAACAAGGA
This is a messenger RNA of Magallana angulata, 2027 nucleotides long. RefSeq names its product retinal homeobox protein Rax-like. NCBI's taxonomy places the organism in Eukaryota, Metazoa, Mollusca, Bivalvia, Ostreida, Ostreidae. Gene Ontology annotation, molecular function: DNA-binding transcription factor activity, RNA polymerase II-specific; RNA polymerase II transcription regulatory region sequence-specific DNA binding. Gene Ontology annotation, biological process: regulation of transcription by RNA polymerase II. The coding region runs from base 626 to 1585 and encodes 319 amino acids. The record is from RefSeq and is a predicted model, not a curated record. The transcript has 5 exons.